CUGAGGAGAAAGCAGAUUGAAUCAGUCAAUGUUGGCGGCACGAAUAAUGUCAUAAACGUCUGUACGGAGCGAGGCAUCUCUAAACUCAUCUACACCAGCACAGUCAAUGUGGCGUUCGCUGGCCGGCCCAUCGAGGAUGGAGAGGAAGACUCAGUUCCCUACGUGCCGCUGGACAUGCACAUAGACCAUUACUCCAGAACUAAAGCUAUCGCUGAACACAUGGUGCUCGCUGCCAAUGGAAGAUCAACAAAAG
Sinocyclocheilus grahami is the source of this 253-nucleotide messenger RNA. RefSeq names its product putative short-chain dehydrogenase/reductase family 42E member 2. Gene Ontology annotation, biological process: steroid biosynthetic process. NCBI's taxonomy places the organism in Eukaryota, Metazoa, Chordata, Actinopteri, Cypriniformes, Cyprinidae. The transcript has 3 exons. Gene Ontology annotation, molecular function: oxidoreductase activity, acting on the CH-OH group of donors, NAD or NADP as acceptor. The annotation marks the transcript as partial. The record is from RefSeq and is a predicted model, not a curated record.